AUGGCCGAUGUUGUCAAGGUCGGCGGGAACGACGAACUGAAGGCAAGGGUAACAACCUCCAAAUCGAGGUCCAAAUCGAGGUCUGAGGAUGACGGCUGGGUCCCUGAGGCACUGGACGUACCAGCAUGGCUGGAGGUGUCGGCAGCUUUGCGGAACGAGCGGGAGAGGGUUGUUGGGCGUCUUGAGGAUGUGUGCCGAAUAACGCUCUUAUCCAUCCGCCCAGAUUACCAACGCCUCGGUCUCGGUUCGGCACUUAUGCACCACAUCUGCGAAGACAUCGAUCGUCACGGCCGGUAUGGCAAUGUCUUGUCGUCACCUGCUGGCGUUAGGUUGUAUUCCAAGUUUAGAUUUGAGGUUGUUGGCCGGGUUGAGACGCCUUAUGGUCCUAUAAGCAGCAUGUUGCGCCGCAAGGUCCAGCGGGAUGUUUCAGUACCUAAAAAACACUAUUGA
Messenger RNA from Dichotomopilus funicola, 450 nucleotides. RefSeq lists its product as uncharacterized. Gene Ontology annotation, molecular function: acyltransferase activity, transferring groups other than amino-acyl groups. The coding region runs from base 1 to 450 and encodes 149 amino acids. The transcript is spliced from 2 exons. Lineage: Eukaryota; Fungi; Ascomycota; Sordariomycetes; Sordariales; Chaetomiaceae. The record is from RefSeq and is a predicted model, not a curated record.